This is a messenger RNA of Thunnus maccoyii (southern bluefin tuna), 3443 nucleotides long. It is a transcript of the gene slc22a16, whose product is annotated as solute carrier family 22 member 16. The transcript is spliced from 8 exons. The coding region runs from base 10 to 1899 and encodes 629 amino acids. The record is from RefSeq and is a predicted model, not a curated record. Gene Ontology annotation, biological process: transmembrane transport. Gene Ontology annotation, cellular component: membrane. Lineage: Eukaryota; Metazoa; Chordata; Actinopteri; Scombriformes; Scombridae.
UCUGUGUCUAUGAGUGUGUCUGGGUGUGUGUGUAUGUGUGUGUCUGUAUGUGUGUGUGUGCGCGCCCCUCCUACCUUCGCUGCGCUCCGUGGAAACCGAAGAUUAUUAUUCAGGGUUGCAGCGCUCACAAUCCGCUGCCCGCCGGGGAGAGAGACGCAAACACCGAAAAUGACCGUAGAGGCCUUGUUUGACCAGCUUGGGCAUUUCAAAAGAUUUCAGGCAUGUCUGUACUUUGCAGCAGUCUUCCAGUCCGUAGCCUGUGGGAUCCACUACCUGGCCUCUGUCUUCCUGGUCGAGACUCCAAACUUUGUGUGCAGUGUGCCCGGCAACAUCACCGAUGUCUUGUACGGUAACCUGACAAGAUCUAGUCUGGAUGACAUCCUGCCAAUAUUCAAAGCAGGGACUGGGCCUUUGGUGGUGAGGACGGCUGAUGGUCAACAAUGGGAGCUCAGCCGGUGCCAGUGCGCCCUGCGCACCAACCCAAAAGACUUUACAUACAACUUUGAUGGCAACAAAACAGUGACAGCCUGCAAUGGGAACUUUGUUUAUGACCACACGGAAGUCUACCAAAGCAUAGUUACCGACUGGGAUUUAGUGUGUGAGAGAGAGUGGCUGGCCAAGCUGUGCCAGCCCACCUUCAUGUUAGGGGUGCUGAUUGGUGCGCUGGUGUUUGGGGACAUUGCUGACAGGGUUGGUCGUGUGAGGAUCCUAAUGCUCACCAGCCUCUGUCAGUUUGGUCUCGGGGUAUGUGUGGCGUUCUCUGGAAACUACUAUUUAUUUGUAGUGCUCCGAUUUCUCCUUGCCAUGGUGUCCAGCGGCUACCUGGUGGUGGUGUUUGUCUACGUGACCGAGUUCACUGGCCUCAAGGUACGCACAUGGACUUCUAUGCAUGUGCACGCAGCCUUUGCAGUUGGCAUCAUGGUGGUAGCUUUGACUGGCUACCUGGUGCGGGUCUGGUGGAUCUACCAGAUCAUCCUCUCCAUAUGCACCUCGCCCUUCUUGCUCUUCUGCUGGAAGUUCCCCGAGACGCCUUUUUACCUGAUGGCCAAGGGCCGUUACAAGGAAACUCAAACCCUACUAGACACGAUAGCCCGCUUCAACGGCCUUGAGUGCAGGAUGAGGGCCGAGGAUCUCCUGGAGCCAGAGGACAAGAAUAGCAGAGCUCUGCUGGAGAAGGAGUCAGAGGAGCGGCCAUUGCAGUCUGAAAAGAAACUAUCCAUCCUCGAUCUUUUCGGUAGUUGGAGGAUGGCGGGGCGCACAUGCACAGUGUGGGCCAUCUGGUUCAUCGGCAGCCUUGGCUAUUACGUCUUUUCUUUGGGCUCAGUCAACCUAGGAGGAAAUCAGUACAUUAACCUCUUCCUUGCUGGUGCAGUGGAGCUCCCCUCUUAUCUGGUUGGUUGUUUUGCAAUGGACCGGAUCGGCAGGAAGAGGACUUGUGCCCCAGCUCUGCUCCUGGCCGGGAUCGCUUGUAUGCUCAUCAUUGUGGUCCCCAGUGACAUCAAGGUGCUGGCCAUCGCUCUCAGCAUGACAGGAAAGUUUGCCAUCGCCAUCGCCUUUGGUCUCAUCUACCUGUACACCUGCGAGCUUUACCCGACAAUCAUCAGGUCUCUGGCAGUAGGUAGUGGCAGUAUGAUGUGCCGUGUUGGCAGUGUGGUGGCUCCCUUCUGUGUAUACCUGGCUGACGUCUGGGUCUACCUACCUCAGCUAAUCGUGGGAAUCCUGGCAUUUAUUAUCGGAGUGCUGACAUUGCUGUUGCCUGAGACUCUGGGCAAGCCUCUAACAACCACCUUGGAAGAAGCUGAAGCUCUGGGACGCGAGCCGAGCAAGAGGAACUCAGCCCUGGGCAAUAAAGACGCUGAGGAUGGGUUGGAGAUGAACCAACAUGUGGAUAGUGCCUGAGCUGUACACUGCUGGACAGAGACAGACACACAGAGAGAAGCUUUGGAAAAACAGAGUGGAAGGAAAAGAGAGGAGAUGAUGGCUGCCAAAACCUGAAACAGUGACAUCAUUGAUUUAUUGGGUUGUUGAAAAAAAAGAAAAGAAAAAAGAACACACUUUUAUUAGAACCAGUUGAAAUUAAGUGCUUGUUGACAUUUUGUUCUGCAAAGUGACCAGCAGUUUAGUACUCAAAGGGUCUUGAGACAUUACAGAAACCUUUCUGCUCGUACUCAAAUCUCAGUAAUGUAACGGUCAGUCACAGACAUAGUCCAAUCAGAGCAGUCCAUGAAUUUUGAUUAUCAGGAAAAUCAUGUGCUAUGUGUGUAUUGUGUAGUGUGUGUGCGCGUGUGUGAUACAUAUCUUGUGUAUCCAAGACCAAGGAAAUAUGAAGGAUGUAUCAUUUCAGUUUAUGAGUCUUUUUUCUUAUUUUUGUAGUUUUGGCCAUCAUUGCUAUUACACAUUAUACUCAUCAAAGGUAAUGGCCGAUUAAUCUAAACCACUUUAUUUGGAGGCUCAACUGAAAGACAGCUUGUGUUUCUUGCACCCUCAGACAUCUUUGUUAUGAUGUUGCUCUAUUCACAGAUAUCAGCAAUCACCUAACUUGUGAGUAGAGCAUUCUUAUUACUGACAGGACUGAUGGCCAAAACUACAAAAAACAGACCCAAGUUGUAAAUAAAUGUGUGGAAAGUGAAAGUGAAUGGGACUAUGUUAGUGAUACAACAGCCAUCUGCUGUUAAUGUACCAGUAAUCAUGAAUCAUGAUCAACUGCAGAUCAUGGGAUUAAAGCAUAAGGAUGCAAUGUUAUUCUAAACAUACAUUGUAGAGUCAUGACCCAAAUAAUAGAAUAUUUUAUUCUAAUAUCAAAGAGGUGCCUUAUUUUUCAUUUUAAAGUCACCUUUUAAUCUUUUUUUCAACAGUCAUUUUAAAUCUCAGGGCAUCUACUUUUGGUUAUCACUGUGAAACUAUACGAAUGUAUAAUUUUAAUUUAACACUCAGUUUGACAUUAUCCUUGAUUCCAUCUUGCUUAAGAUGCCAUCACUUAGCUUAACUUUAAGCGUGUGUGUGCGUGUGUGUGUGUGUGUGUGUGUGUGUGUGUGUGUGUGUGUGUGUGUGUGUGUGUUAGUGAGUACAAUAGUGAAGUACAUGGAAGUCAGUAUCCUCACUUUCUACAUGUAUAUUUAGAUUAUGAAAUCUAGAUGCUGGACAUACUGAAGGAAAUGAGCAACUGUAUAUGAAGUAACACAACAUUACUGUAUUUUCAAGAGUCAAGACGCGAUCAUGGGAUGUUUGGACCAAACACAGGAAUGAACUACAACAGUUGUAGUACACUAGCAUGUAUUUUUUCACAUCAAACAGUUGUGUGGUGCUUUAAACUGAAGGAAAACAAGUAAUGCAUUACUCAGGCAUUCAGUUCUGAACUGUUCAUAAUCAACAGUAUAAUUUUUUUUUGUAUGAAUAGCUACUUUGUGAGUAUUAUUUUUAUUUUAUUAUCACAAAAUAAAUAA